Vitrella brassicaformis is the source of this 6486-nucleotide messenger RNA. NCBI's taxonomy places the organism in Eukaryota, Vitrellaceae. The record is from the annotation of a GenBank genome assembly.
CCAAAAAGCAUAUCACAGAAAUGUCACAUGCAUCACACCACAACGCAGCACAACAACCGCCUAUGUCUGUCCGAAUCUUACACUCCCUAUUUAUUUCCGCAGCGUCUUCCUCGCGGCACCUGGUCACAGAGGACAUGUGCAUUCGAGCCUUGUCUCCCAUCCGUCCUGCUCGCUCACCGAGCUCCGCUCUCCUGGCUGUGGCUGCGAACUGCAGCGACGUGAUGGUGUCCUUGACGGCGGCUUGGCUGGGCGACACAUGCAGCAGUAUCACACACUUGGCCGACUCGCCUGCAGACAGGGCGAAAAAGUCGUGUCGUGCAUGUCUCUCUUUUUCCUGAUGCCACGUGCCCACCACCCACCAAGGGUGUCUUUGAGGAGCAUCGUGAGCUUGGACUUGUCAUAGGGCACAGAGGCCUCCUUCUUGCUCAGCGACUGGCACACACACGCCUCAAUCGUGUCUCGGUUGGCCUGCCUGUGUACUCACACACACCUACCUGAAUGACGUCUCUGAAGGCGCUGACGCCUGCCUUCCUGACCACCAGCUCAGAGCCAGCCAGCUGCACCAUCGUCAGCUUGCCUGAAGAGCUGGCGGCCCCCUCAGCUGCAGGGGCGAUCUUCGCGCGAACCGUCACGAUGCUGCAAUUACAUCACGCAGAGAGCACUUAGACGGCACAAUCGCGUGUGGCUCUCUGUCGUCCCUUCGCUCACAGGUUCGAUUUGGCUGAGUGCUCCUCCAUGUUUUUGGCGAGGGUUGCACGGUGGGCAGAGGCCUCAGACAACACAGCUAAGGCCUGAUGGUGAGGAAGAUGGAUUAUCGAUGUGUGAGGACCUCAAACGGCAAAGUGGAUGGAUGGCGUAGGUGUGUGUGUGCCUACCUCCUCGCCACUAUUGACUGUCCGCUCGGUCAGCCCAGGCACACUCGAGUCCUGAUGACAAGACAAGCAGCAUCACAUACCAAUCCAGAAGGCAGAGACGGGAGAGGAGAUGUGUUAGCCCACCUCUCACCUCUUUGACGGCCAGCUUUUUGGAUCUUGGGUCGCCGCGCAGCAGGUCAUGCACAUCAUCGUUGUGCACCUCUACGCGAACGACACACACACAGAAUCCGCGACAUGCACAGAGAGCUGAGGUGGUCUGUUGGCAGCAAGUAAGAGUACCUAUGGCCGCCAUGGUGAUUUGGACCCUGCCCUCCGCCGCCCGUGAGUCUCUCACGGCAAACAGCUCCGCCAACGCUGAAAGGUACAUGCAGACAGCAACAGGAAGCAUGAUUGUGCAUUCUUGUAAACACGAUUGCCGUCCUCCUCACAUCGACUCAUGAGCCCUGGGGUGUCGGGAGUGCCCAUCUGCAGAGGUGGAAAGAGCGGCCAAGCACAACCAUCAGGUCGCUGUGUUGCUCCGUGGUCGUGAGUACCAUCGUCUCUGUCUUGUUGGUGCCCGUGGGGCCAUAUGCGAUGACACUUGCGUUGAACCCGUCAAGCACCGACAAGACCACACCACGGCAGCGCUCAAACACGACAUCUGCACACACACACACAAUACGCCAGCAUCAGCAUGCAAUCCGCACCCACCUGUGUCUCGUCUCAACCGAUCUAUCUGCCCACUCACCUUGGCCGUCUGCCGGUCCAAGCACCCCAUCGACAUCGAAUGACUGUACAUUUGUGUCAGCAUCGGUGUAGAUGCUCAGGCGGCUCUCAUCCUCAACCAGGGUGGUCGCACGGCCCUUCGGCUCAUGACGCUGCAGACAUACAUACGUUCAUUGAUCAGGACGUGCAAUCCAGCACAGCUAGAUCAAGAUGGUUUGGGGAUGUGCAGUCGCUGACCGCCUCGUCGGCUGUGAGGGGCCGAAUCCUCGCGAAGAGACGGAUGUUGCCCUUGGCCUCGAGCAGCUGCAGACAAUGCAGAACAAGCGACAUGCCGCGCCGCGUGCUACUGUGUGAGAAAUGAUCGCAGUCAAUACCUGGUUGAGCAUGUCUCUCCGCUCGGCCAUCAUCGCCUGGAUCCUAUAGACAUCCAUCCAUCCACCCUCACUUUUCAACCAGAGAUGGCGUGGGCAUCCAUCCAUCCACCAUCCUGUGACGUGACCGACCUGUCAUCCUUAGCCGCAAUGAGAGCACUCUGCUCUUCCAACGCACCCUGAUAACCAGGAGACACAAGGCAUGGCGGGAGCCAUCCAGGCAGACGUCUUUGUGCCGCUCACCGCGAGGUUUGGUAGCAGCACGUUGAGGACUUCGUCGCGAUUCCUCUCCAUCUCAGACCUCACCCGACGGUUGUCAGACCUGCACCACACGCAUACACACACACGCACGCACGCACACACACUUAGACACAUGUUGAUCACAUCAAUUUUCCUGGCCUCCCCCCCUACCUGAGGCGCAGCACGGACGAGCGGAGAGACUGGACAGUCGGCACAGACCCGGGAGGAAUGUGAAUCGGCCUGAAUGGAUGCAGCAGAUGCAGCAAUGGGCGUUGUGUAUCCGCCGCACGGGUAUGUGUUGUGUGCGAUGUUGUCAGCUGACUCAGUCUCAUAGAGUUCUGGCGCGUCGGUGGGUGGUGGCAUGUGUGCAACGUCGUCUAGAAAGGGGUCAAUAGCAAUGUCUUGAGGGCCGGCUGUGCUGGGAGGGAGCUGGCUCGCUCCCUCGCUACUCUCAUCGUCCUCACCCGCUAGCACGGGCGACGACCGGACCGCUGCCAGCGUGGGGGACGCAUCGGCAGCUGUCUGGUGCUCGGCCUCGUCCAAGGCUUGCCUCAACUGACACACAGACAACACACAUCACGCAGACAAUGUGGCUGCCCUCGCCUGUGUGAGGGUGUGGUGUGUGAGAGUGCGGCGCACUGACGGCGUCGUUUUCAAUCUGCAGUUGGAGGACAUCUGUUGCCGGUUCCAAGAGCAUGGUGGACCUCCUUCUCGCCUGGUCGGCCACGGUGGUGAGACGUCGUGUGAUGAAUGUCUUGAGGGUCACUCCCUCCCUCUGUGCGCUCUGCCGCAGCUUGAGGAUGGCCUUGCGCCACAGGAACUGCGCAUCGGACAUGGCGGGCAGCAUGCCGGCCGGUGGCGGCACAUUGGCACGCACUAUGGCGCGCUGCAGCCCCAACACCCAUAUACGGAGCUGCGCAGAAAAAAGACACAAUUGUCGGUGUCUCUCUCCGCGUGUGGAAGUGUGUCUCUUUGUUCUGGCUUGCCUCGUGUUCGUGAAUGCACGCAAGGUCGACGGUCCGGUCUGCGAGUAUGAGUGAGAAGCACAUGAACGAGGGGUCCUCCAGGUAGCUGCUCCGGAGGAAGGUGCUCGUCACGGGGCCGUACACCACACCCAAAACCUCCUCGAAACCGACCUGAUGACAUGAAGUAUCAUGCCAUGCCAACCGUCGCACAGACACCGACAUUUGUUUUAUUUUGGUCUUGCGUGCGUCUGUACCUCUGAGAAGGAGCCGCCCUUUUUGUUGGCCCAUCUGAGUUUCCUGCCCUCGUCCGCCAGCCACACGUACACCUGCUUCCUCUUGUAGUUCCCAUAGUUAUACUUGUGCAAGUAAGACCCAUUCUGCCAAGAAACAAGCAUUGCAUUCACUCAGACAGGGGCGGUGGGACAGCAGACAUGCACACACAACAAAAGCACUGACCGCGAGUCCUUCGGCGAGCAGUUCGGUUUUCCUUGUCUCGGUUUUGAUGGAUGCCUCGAUGGCUUCCCACCACCUGUCAAAGUCGGCCUCCGUCUCAGCCGUCAACACGUACUCGACCGAACGAGGCAGCGUCGCAUUCAGCUGCACACAUACAUUCACACAUCCACACAGGCAUGACAGACAGUCAUGCAGAGUCUUCGAGUGUGUCCCUACCGUGAUUGUUUUCAGCCCUCUCUUUUCCAGCGCCGCCCCAUUGAAAAGGUACACGCCCUCACGCAGCACCUUCCUGGUGCCGAAGCUCAUCAGCUGGAACCGCCGCAGCUCCCCGCUCCUCAGCACAAAGUACUCAUCGGCCGAGGUCUCCUCGUUCAGAAGGUUGCCCCGACACUCGAUGACGGGGAAUCGUGGGAGGGCAGUGAUGCAUGAGGGGGGGAUGAUGGCUUUGGAGGGGACGCGCAUGGUGCUCCUCCGCUUGUUGAGGGGCUGCGUGUUGACGGACCGCACGGAGGCGUCGAGUUCGCCAUCGGUGUAGUCCUUGGAGACGGGUGCGGCCACAGUCACUGAUGUGAUGGACGCACGAGAGGCACGAGCUGCUUUCGCCAUCGUAACUCUCGAUAGGGCCCCCAGGAGAAACAGAGAGAAAUAAUGAAAUAAUAUGAGAAAUAAUGAGAAGGAACAAAGUUGUUGAGAAUACACCACUGUACACCCAGAGACGUCCAUGAAUGCACCUCCCGUCUCCCUAGCCCGCCCCCUGUCACACAGCUCUCUGCCCCAUGUAGGCCACCUGCCACACCUCCAUCACAUCCCACCCACCAGUAAUGGUGUGCAUGCUGCCGUGGGAUCUUCUCGGGCCGCUAAGAAGGGGCCUCUCUUUCUUGCUAGCUGCAGCUAUCUCUGCGUCAUGAUGAAAUGGCGCCGCAAGGUCGACAAAAAGAGAGUCUACGGUAGUCGCGCCUGCUGUACGCAAGGCACAAAACGCCAACCCCGCCAUCCUGUUGCUGACGAUGACACCAGAUGUGUCCCCUGUCUUCUUGGUGACGGCGUCGGGGUGGUGUGCGUCGGCCAGCUUGAAGAGAAAGGGAAUCGGCUCCUGUGAAGAGCGGUUGUAAGCACUACAUUCACACACACACACACACAGGAGAGCCAAAGAGAGCAAGGAAACAUUUGCUCACAGCCUCAACAAAACGAUAGCGUCCAACAGACUUACUCGAUGUGAGGGCCAUUCUCGAAGACGCCGCACGGAGCCAUUCCGUGUCUGUCUUGAACCCCUUGGGGCUAGCGGCACCCACCACCUCCUCACCCUUCUUCAACAGCAACAUCUGCACACCCAGACACAGCCAUGCACCAUAUGUCAACUGUGGCCAUUGCUGUCGUCUGCCAUACUCACCCAGCCCUUCUCCGCCUCUGGUGCUGGGAUGCUCGCCAGGAAGGCAGCGCCAUCGUACGCGGCUGCCAACGAACAACUGAGGAACAAAGACAUCCAUAUUGCCCAGGUGCUUCCUCCCGCCCAUAUACACCUAAAUACGCGUGCGUACCUGUAGGUGCACUGUAUGUCCUCUACAGGUCGCUUCCAUUCCUCCUCCAGCCAGCCCACAAGCCUAUUCAGCUCUGCCCGCCCUCCCAGCAGCCCCAUCCCCGGCCCUCCCAUCGACGGUGCGAUGCGCUGCACACAGUGCCCAUGUGCACCGAUGAGACCGAACAUCUCGAGUGUCCGGCGCAGCUCCAGUGUGUCGUUGGCCGAUGACUGCUGCGAGAGAAAGAUUGUGAGGCAUUGGGAGGGUGCAAGGCGGUGUUGGCGGGCGAAGUUGAUGGCCUUGCGGACAAUCGCUGGUGACGUGGCGUCCAACGAAGACCUAAGGCAAGAGCAAACAAGCGUUCACACGUGUGUUACCCUUAGCAUGUGUCGUGUCCGUACUCACCCGUUGAAGCGAUUUGCGAACGGCGAGUCGCCCCCGCCACAUGCCUCUACAGUGGCCGUGGUCGUGCUGAGAGUCAUCCCCACCACACUCAGGCUCACUACCCCGACCCCGCUCCCCGUCGACGGCUGCAGCCAGGGCCCGGCCAGCUUCAUGCGAUCCUCGAGCUGCCGCAUGGCACAUUUGACGGCAUCGAUCUGCGCGUCAAUGGCCGCAUGCUCCUUCAUGUACCCCUCACACACCGACUUGAUGCUGUCCAUGAGUGCCGCGCUUGACGGCAUGGCAUCCUGCACUCUGGGGGUGUGAGGCAUGGCUGGUGCGUCCAUGGCGUUCACAAACAAUACGGCGUCCAUGUUUCGGGGAGGGGGGCCGGGGGAGGGGGUGACAGUGGGGAGGGGCUUGUUGACCAGCACGUCGAAGAAGAAGGCCUCGUCAGGGUCACCGCUGCUUUGCGCCUGACUCGCGCUGCUGCUGCUGCCGUCGUAUGUUGCCAGGGCAUGGAUGAUCUUCUCGAAGAUGCGGUCGUCGAGGUCAAGGAAGAUGCGAUUGGAUCCAUUGUCGGUGCAGCGAACCAGCCGUCCGUCGAGAUGGCCGCUGAAGAUGAACGCCAGCAGGCUGUCAGCCUUCUUGGUCAGCCAGCCGCGAGGAAUGUCAUACGGCGUUCCGCCCGCCGACAGCUGGAGCCUCUCGUUGGCAUCACCGGCGGCAUCCUCCUGCCAGCUGAUCUCAUUCAGCAGCCGCUGCUUGGCGCUCUGCAGCUCCUCAAGGGUCUGUUGCUUGGCUGUGAGGGCUCGUGUGGCGUCGUCGAUGGCGGCAGUGAAAGAGCGGAUGGCACGGUCCGCGAAGGCUGGUCGCGACGGAGAGGGGAACUGAUCAUCGCUGUCACCAUCAGGCGGCCCCUUGCGCUUCUUAAACUCCGACAUCAUCACUGUUUUUCAGUUGCGAGCUGGAAAGGGCG